UACAAUGAUGACGCAAAUUAUUGUUUCCGAUUGCUGUUAUCAUCAAUGGUUGCCGGUGACAUGCUCAUUUUACAUGCUUUACUCGUGAUAAUUUUGAUACCGUAUGAAAUAUCAUCUCUAGAAGUAGUCCGUACUGAUUUGAAUGGCAUAACAUGGGGUCAUGCCAGAGAUGCAUGCAAACCGUAUGGUUUGGAAAACAGAGAAGACAACCUACGGAGUAGUGGCAUUUGUGAUGAGAAGGAAUUUUGGAUAGGAAAGGCUAUCUACAGAGUACCAACACGAUGGUUUGAGAUUAUUGGGUGUUUUCAUAUUCCUGAAAUUCUGAUGCACUCUUUUCACUCAGAGGCAUCGAUUGGAUAUUGUAAACACAAAUGUGACUCUGAGAACAUGGGAAGCUACUUUGGUUACAGACAGAGGGUUCCGAACACCAAAACACAGAACUGUCUUUGCCAUCCUAAUGUAAUCAAUCAAAAACAGCAACUUGAUAUAAAAUAUUGCCUCAAUUCAACAAAUUUCUUCCUAUAUAGAGAAUAUCAAGAUACAGUGAGAAAAUCAUCAGACCCAGGAAACUGCACAACGAUAUGUUGUGGUUAUUGUGAUACGAAUACGGGGAAUGAUAAUCACUUGGAAGGAAGACGUUGCAGUUCAGUAAACACCACAAUAGUUGGGAGAUGUGGAACACGACCUAACGCAUCAUUUACAUGGGAACUAGAUUAUUUUGGAAGCUUGGAUUUUUGCAUGAGAAAAAACGAAUUACUUCCAUCUUCCAACUAUUGUCAACAAAGUGGGUCUAAAGGACAAAUUUCCUGGACCACUGUCUUUCGUGAAGAAAUUAGAGUUAUUAGAAUAAAAGAUUUCGAGGAAGAACCCGAACUCUGCUUUUCAGGAGUAUUUACCUCCGUUGAAGGACAAAACAAACUAAAUAUGAGAGUACAAGACUGCAGCAACAAAAUAAAAUGGUAUAUAUGCGAAUCGACAUCCUUGGUCAGUACACAGACAGUAUUAAGAAAUGGUCAAAGAGAAAAAGGAAAUAACUCUACAUUAACAGGUGCAGUGAUUGGCGGAAUUCUAGGUACAUGUUCUCUACUUACUGUAUCAGCUUUAUUGAUAGUUUGUAAAAUAAGGUCAAAGGGCAUCUUUAAAAAAUCUAACAAAUAUGAGAAGGGAGAAACUAGCAAAUUGCAUUUUUCAAAAACAACCAACCAAGGUUCAUCUAAUACAGCAGAUAGAAAGAGUACAUCACUAACGUCAAGGAAGAAAAAUGACCAUUGUGAAAUGGGUACAUCAAAAUAUUCCGUUGUGAAUAACUUAGAUAUACCGGAAAAUAUGAACGAGACCUAUACAGACGUAGCCGAUGGAGAAUAUGAUAUUUUACAUGAUAAACAAAAUCGACGAAUUUGUCCACAAGACAAUAUGUACUAUAGUCAUGGCGCAAAUCGAAAAGAAGAUGGCCUUACAUAUGAUAGCGCAGCCUUUGGGAAAGGAAAUUGUAAUGAUGGAAACGCAUUAUAUGACACGUCUUGUUCAGUGGUUAAAGGGGAAUAUUCAUAUAUGUCAUAUAAAAUCCAUGACAUCAACAUUACCACUGAUAUAUACGAUAAAUCAACAUAGCCAUGUUGAAUGGUUAUAAUAUUAACUCCUAUUGUCAAAUUUGUUUACAACUAUCUUAAUGAAGAGAUAGUAUCGAUCGGUAAUCAUCUUCAUUGAAGGCUAAACAAUAUAUUAUAAAAUCUGAUUUUUUAUUUACUAUAAUUUUUCCUCACCAAGAUGUCAGUUACAAAACAUUCUUAUUAAUUGACGACAAUCUUCCAAGUUAAAUUUUCUUUGGCAAUUGGGCAAUUCUAAAUCAAAGAGACAACAACUCGACCAAAGAGCAGAAUACAGCCCAAGGCCACCAAUGGGUCUUCAACAAAGUGAGAAAAUCCGACACCCGGAGGCGAACUUCAGCUGGCAAAUGCGACAACUAUCCACCAGAGACUCCAUAUUUCAUUUUGUCUGUAGUUUUGUGACAAUACUGAAUACGUCUAAAUUUAUCCUCCCUCUGUUUUACAUCUCUUUUUCUUUAUUUAAUUUUGUCUAAUCCGGUUGGUUAUUUCUAAUUAAAGUACAUUUCGACACCCUA
Messenger RNA from Mytilus californianus (California mussel), 2122 nucleotides. RefSeq lists its product as uncharacterized. The transcript has 10 exons. The record is from RefSeq and is a predicted model, not a curated record. Bases 46 to 1611 code for a protein of 521 amino acids. NCBI's taxonomy places the organism in Eukaryota, Metazoa, Mollusca, Bivalvia, Mytilida, Mytilidae.